AGAACUAGUAUCGAUAGGUUCAUUUUGAGAAGUGGGAAAGGUAGACAUGAAAGAAAAAUAAAUAAAAUAUAAUAAAUAGCUUAUCAGAAUGAAGCGCAUAAGUGAAAAGAAGUUGGAGGCCUUUACAGUCGGCACAUUUUCUAAACGACAAUUGUCCAAGAAAGAAUUGGAGGAACAAAAAAAGAAAGAAGAUGAAGCUGCUGCGGCACAUGCCUUUAAAGAGUUCGUGGAGACGUUCCAAGAGGCACCAACAGCCUCCUCUAAAGUGUGGGUUAAGGCUGGCACCUAUGAUGCGGGCUCCCGGCGUGAGGAUAAGAGCGAAAAGGGUAAACUGUAUAAACCAGGCUCUAAGCUGGUGGAGAAGAGCGCUUCCGAAAAGGCAGAGGAGUAUGCCAAGUUGUUGGCCUCUGAUCUGAAGAAGGAUGCGCCCACAUUGAAAAAGAAGAAUCAAGAGAAGAAAAAGAGCAAUUUGGAGCUGUUUAAAGAGGAGCUGAGACAAAUUCAGGAGGAGCGUGAGGAACGUCACAAGUAUAAGCACAUGGCUGUGGCGAAUCCACCUGCAUCACAACAGCAACCACAACAGCAGCAGCAGCAACAACAAGCCACGAGUAGCUCCCAACAAUCGAGCUCUUCUCGUGGUGAUGCAGGUGGCUCUUUUGACACUGGUGAUCCGAAUACAACCAAUUUGUAUUUGGGCAACUUGAGUCCUAAGAUCUCGGAACAGCAGCUAAUGGAGAUCUUCGGCCGCUAUGGUCCUCUGGCUAGCAUUAAGAUUAUGUGGCCACGUUCUGAAGAAGAAAAGCAACGCGGUCGCAAUUGUGGCUUCGUAGCAUACAUGAGUCGCAAGGAUGCGGAACGUGCGCUGCGUACUCUCAACGGUCGCUAUAUAAUGGGCUACGAGAUGCGUCUGGGUUGGGGCAAAACUGUGCCCAUUAUGAAUACUCCAAUCUUUGCACCCCAAGCGUUGCUGGAGCUGACAUUGCCACCGCCUUCAUCGGGAUUGCCGUUCAAUGCACAGCCACCGCCAAGCGAAGCGAACACUUUGCCCAAAAAGAACUACAAGGAUUACGAGUCCAUUGAGGAGAAGGAGAAUAUGGAGCGAGUGCUAGCCAAAUCCGUUGUGAAAGUCUUUAUUCCGACAGAGAAAUCUGUGCUGAACAUAAUACAUCGCAUGAUUGAGUUUGUUAUACGCGAGGGUCCAAUGUUUGAGGCCUUGAUUAUGAGCCGCGAAAUGGAGAAUCCACUAUUUUCGUUUCUCUUCGACAACGAGAGUCCAGCGCAUAUUUACUAUCGUUGGAAACUCUACUCUCUACUACAGGGAGACACACCAAGCGAGUGGCGCGAGCAACAAUUUCGCAUGUUCAAGGGUGGCCCAGUGUGGAAGCCGCCUGUAGCAAACUUCUACACUCAAGGCAUGCCCGAUGAGCUGGUCAUUGAUCCAGAUGCGCCUGUAGUGCACAAGGGCGCCUUAUCUAAUGCUCAACGUGAUCGUCUAGAGGACUUGAUACGCCAUUUGACACCUGAGCGUUCACGUAUUGGUGACGCCAUGAUCUUUUGCAUUGAGCAUGCAGACGCUGCUGACGAGAUUUGCGAGUGCAUCGCCGAGUCUCUGGCCAAUUCAAAGACAGUGGCUUCUAAAAAGAUAGCUCGUUUGUAUCUCGUCUCCGACAUACUUCACAAUUGCACUGUGAAAGUAUCGAACGCAUCGUUCUUUCGUAAAUCCGUGGAGAAGCAAUUGCUGGACAUAUUUGAGAGCCUUCACACUUACUAUCUGGCCAUUGAGAGUCGCCUUAAGGCGGAGGGCUUUAAGACAAGGGUUUGCAACAUAAUACGAACCUGGGAGGAAUGGACCAUCUAUCCAAAGGAAUUCUUAACACAAUUGCGUAGUGUAUUCUUAGGGCGACAAUUUGCAUUGCAGUCAAACUCACCACCCCAAGCAGAGGAAUCACGCUCGGAGGAAGCCUUAGACGAAGACAUUGACGGUGCUCCGUUAUCAGGCGAUGACAAAGACGAUGAAGAUCUGGAUGGCGUUCCACUUGAUGGUGCUGCUCUAUUGAAAAGUGCUCUUAAAUUGGUGCUGCCAGAUUCCGCGGGCGCCGCCCAACAACGUGGAACGCCCAAACAAGAGCAGUAUCAUGAUGAAAUUGAUGGGGUUCCUUUGGAUGAAGAUCUUGAUGGAGUCCCUAUGGAGCAGGCAACGAGACAAGCAGACAAGUCGCAGGCCAAAAUGCCUGGAUUUAUUCCUUCCAAGUGGGAAACGGUUGAUCCGCAACAAGUUGAAGCUCAAGCCAUAACCACCAGCAAAUGGGAUACACUGGAUCCACCAGAUCCACCAAAAUUCUUUAGCUCCGACGAGGAAAGCGGUGAUGACGAGAGCUCACAAAAAUACAGUGACGAAAAGCGUCAAAAACUGCGGGAAAUUGAGGUGAAAGUUAUGCAGUAUCAAGAUGAAUUGGAAUCGGGAAAACGUCGCCUUGAAUCUGGCUGGACACUGACCGAACAGGUUGAAUACUAUCGCAAGCGUUUGCUCAAACAGACUUCGCCCUCAGAGUCUGUGGACUCGCCGCUAAGUUACAUGCACUCAAAAUCAAGAAGCUCGCAGCGCAGCGAGAGUCCCGAUAACAAGUACGCUAGUGGUGCCCACUAUGUCAGCAGCUCUCGCUCCAGUCCCAGUCUGAGUCGCAGCAGUCGCAAACGUUCUCAUUCACCGUACAGCGGAGGCGAGAGCAGUCGCAGCGGAAGAUCUGGCAAACGGAAUCGUUCACGCAGCCAAUCGGAUUCACCAAAGCGUUACACCGAACGCUCUUCACGAACUUCACUCCUUCGCAGAUCUCCAUCGCCAGCAACGUCAUCCGGCUACAGUGCGCGCUCGAAUCGAAGAGCCAGCCCAUCGCCACCCCGUCAUCGUGUCGAGAAACACAAGCACAAGCAUCGCCACUAAGGAGUUUAGA
Molecule: messenger RNA, 2951 nt
Organism: Drosophila nasuta
Lineage: Eukaryota; Metazoa; Arthropoda; Insecta; Diptera; Drosophilidae
Product: U2 snRNP-associated SURP motif-containing protein
Exons: 12
Coding region: 89-2941 (950 amino acids)
Biological process (GO): RNA processing
Cellular component (GO): nucleus
Molecular function (GO): RNA binding
Source: RefSeq, a predicted model, not a curated record